AUGAUUGGGGUCGCUAUUCUAGGCGGAGGUAUCUUCGCUCGCGAGGAGCACAAGCCCGCUGUUGAAGCUUCCAAGGACUUGACACUGAAGGCCGUUUACUCGCGCUCCCUAAAAUCGGCAAAGACGCUCGAGGUGGACGAAUCCAAGGUUGAUCUCUACUCGGACGACUCUGGUGCUGGCAAAUCUUUGGACGAUCUUCUGGCCCGUUCGGACAUCCAAGCAGUCAUCAUCGCCUUGCCGAUCAAGAAUCAGCCUGACUAUAUCCGCAAGGCGUUGCUGGCCGGCAAGCAUGUCCUCUCGGAGAAGCCGGUGGCGGAGAACGUCAAGGACGCCGCGGAACUCAUCCAAUGGUAUCGGUCAGAGAUGGAGCCGAAAAAGGUAACCUGGGGUGUUGCCGAAAACGUCAGAUACACGGAUUCUUUCAUUCGUGCUGCAGAGGUCGUCAAGACAAAGGGUCGGCAAUUGACUUUCAGAUGCCGAAUGCAGACGCUUGUUGAGGGUGGGAAGUACUUCGAGACCGAGUGGCGUAAGGUUCCAACGCACCAGGGUGGAUUUUUGCUGGACGGUGGCGUCCACUUUACCGCUGGGCUUCGAUUGAUGAUGGGCAAGGACAAUCCACUGGUAUCCCUAUCAGCUCACUCCGCACAGCUUCAAGAACAUCUUCCUCCAGUGGAUACCGUUGAAGCUACAGCAAAGAGCAAGAAUGGCAAUGUGGGUACGAUAUCGAUCUCUUUUGGAACGACUCACAAGGGGAGUGAAUGGGCCGUCGGCUGUGAGAAAGGUUCUGUUAGCCUCUCGGGCAACAAGGUCACGUACGAUGGCAAGACUGAAGAGGUCCAGGACGAAAGGACGGGUGUACCGGGCGAAGUGAGAGCGUGGGGGGAAGCAUUAGCAGCUGGGAAAGUCAACGAGAGUCAAUCUCCCGAAGAAGGUCUCGCGGAUCUUGAGCUGAUUGAAGCCAUGCUGCGGAGUGGCGAGCAGGGAGGUGUCCCGAUCAAAUUAGCAUAUCAAGCGCUAUAG
Fonsecaea multimorphosa CBS 102226 is the source of this 1020-nucleotide messenger RNA. RefSeq lists its product as uncharacterized. Lineage: Eukaryota; Fungi; Ascomycota; Eurotiomycetes; Chaetothyriales; Herpotrichiellaceae. The coding region runs from base 1 to 1020 and encodes 339 amino acids. The record is from RefSeq and is a predicted model, not a curated record. Gene Ontology annotation, molecular function: nucleotide binding; oxidoreductase activity. The transcript is spliced from 4 exons. Gene Ontology annotation, biological process: NADPH regeneration. Gene Ontology annotation, cellular component: cytoplasm.